AUGGAGGUCCUGGAGCGGCCGCCGAAGAACCUCUCAGUGCCGCUUUCUGGUGGCCCCGCGUGGAACAGCAGCAACAGCACCUCCGGCUGCUUGGAGAGCGCCGACUUCCAGUACCUGCUCUUCCCCGUGGUCUACAGCCUGGUCUUCGCCUUGGGCCUGGUGGGGAACCUCUUCGUCCUGGGCUACUUCUUCCGCACCAAGUCCGCCACGGAGCCCGCCAACGUCUUUCUGGUGAACCUGGCCGCCAUCGACCUGCUCUUCGUGCUAACGCUGCCCUUCCGCAUUGCCUACCACGCGCUGCGCAACGACUGGGUCUUCGGCGAGGCGCUGUGCAAGGUCACCGGCUGCCUCUUCUUCGCCAACCUGUAUGGCAGCUCCCUCUUCCUGGCCUGCAUCUGCCUGGAGCGCUACGUGGCCGUUGUGCACCCGCUGCGCCACCUCCGGCUCCGGCAGCUGCGCUACCGGGUGGCGGCCGCCGUCGGGGUGUGGGCGGUGCUAGUCGCCGCCGUCCUGUACCUGGCGCUCCGCGGCCCGCUGACCAGCCGCUUCCCCGACGGCCGCACCGCUUGCCUGGAGAACUUCUCCUCGAGCUCCUGGCGGGGGCGCAUCUCCUCCGUCAGCCUCUUCGCCGCUGCCGUGGGCUUCCUGCUGCCGCUCUUCCUCAUCGGCAUCUGCUACCCGCUCAUUGCCUGGCGGCUGCUGGCCACUCCGGGGAUGCAGCCCGGCUCACGAGCGGUGCGGCGCAAGGCGCUGCGCACGGUGCUGGUGGUGCUGGGCGUCUUCCUGGUCUGCUUCGCGCCGUAUCACCUGGUGCAAGUGGUGCACACGUUGGGUCGCGCCGGCGUGCUGGGCGGCUGCCCGCUCAUUCGCGCCACCUACGUGGCCCGCCGGCUCACCAUGGCCCUCACCAGCCUCAACGCCUGCCUCGACCCGCUCGUCUACUACUUCGCCGCCGAGCGCUUUGCCUGGCAGCCCGGCUGGUGGAAAUACUGCUGCUGCUGCCGCCGGCUAGAAACCGCCCAGCCGUCUCUGCUGAGACUUCGCGGGCUUGUGGCCAGUAAGCAGGGAUCCUCCUCGUGGGGAGAAAGCUGCGCUCCCGGCACGGCGCAGUGAGCUCUCCAGCAGAUCGCUGAUCGUCGGAGGUGCGCGCGCCUGCCUCCUCGGGCAUUCUGGCUGCGCAUUCGUGGGAGCGAAGGAGUUCCUCAGCCUUAGACAAGCAGCCUUAGACAAGCGUCCAGCAUAUUGAGGACCAGUUAAACUGCCCUGGAGGAGGUUCCUUCGCCCUCUUCACGUUAAAGUGCUCAUUUACACACCCACAGCCUGUUCGUCGCAAGGACCGUUUAAGAGAUGGGAAUUUGGAAGGCAGAGAGAGAGAGACUUCCCCUCCCUUGAAGGGGUUUCUAGAGCUGCUGCUGCUGCGGGUGUUGGGGCUUCGCAGUUGGGACCUCUUCUGAAGUCUUUGUGGCAGGCAGACUUUAACAAGGCGCAGGUACUCCCUGCUUUCUACACACCCAUUAGAGCAAAGGUAGGCCACAGCCAGGCAGAAGAAGGGGAAGAGAGCAUCUUUUGCACGCAGAGGGGCCCAGCUUCAAUUCCUGACGUCUCCAGGAAGGGUUGAGAGAGACCGUAGGCUGAAAUCUGGAGUGCUGCUGCCAGUCAGUGCAGAGAGCAAUGAGCCAGAUGGUCUGAGUCCAAAUAAGGCAACCUUCUAUCUUGCUAAUGGAUCGAAAAAAGGAGGAGUGCUGUAUGGGCCUAUGUACCCCUUUGCCUCACACCUUUCUCAGCAUCUGAGGCAACCAUUCUGCACACACACACACACACACACACACACACAAAUGUUAUGUCUGAAUGGCCAAGUUUCCCAGGGAACAUCCCAGCAGCCCUCAUUGCCACUUGUCUGUGAGUGCAGGGGUAAUAAGUGGAAGACAGAGCCUCAUCUUGGCCAGCAAAGUGGGUGGGUGCUUCUAGGGAACAGUGUUAGUGUCAGAGUAAUGCAGUUCAGGCAAGACACAGUAUUCACAUAUUGCAAAGAAGAUGGGGAGAGGGUUACAACAUACAAUAUAGGUUGCUAUAGGCAUUGAUUCUCUUGCUCCUGCCCAAAUCUCUGUUUUUAUUCUAGAGCCAUUCCAUCACAAUACCCAAACAACAACUAGCUAAACGACAAAAUAUGUUAAAUAACUUUAUUUUGCUGGGGGGGGGGGCAGAGUAAGCGACAACACAUUCUACUGAGCAUGGAACAUGUUGGUCUGGGAAUUCCAAACCUGAAACUGUAUUACAAGGCAUUUUGGUUGAGACAUGUUAUACAGAUCAUUAGAAAUGCAAAAGACCUUCCUCUGAGUUCAGCUUGAUUCACCAUCAAGGCAUUAUUGCUUCCGAACCCAUCAAGGUCAUUGAUUUGGAAAAGUAGCCACCUUUUCCUCUGCUCUAGUGGUAUGGGGGGGGGGGAAUGGAAUGCAGGCCUAUCCCUGGCUCCCUUCCAAAAUUGUAUUGUCCAGAUAAAUACAAACAACGUGACAGAUGGACUAGCAAUAGUCUAAGGUACAUAAAAUAUUUAUUUGCUAGAGGAAGACCCACAAGAACCAUACAGGUGUGGGAUAAAUGGCAAUAUAUUCCUAUCAUUUGGUUUCAGCAUUGCAUUGGAGGGUCUGCAGUUCUGUGAUGACUGGGCUGCACAUGUGGUGGCACUGCCCAUCAGCAAAAGAAUUUUGGGAAACAUUUCCCAAGAGUUGGGGAAACUACCACCUCCCCCUUUUUUUGUUCUUGCUAGAUCUUUAACCUAAUAAAUCAUAACAAGCUAGCAUUAUAAUUUGGUGGUGGAAGCUGGUUGGGGGCAAGACACUCCUAAAAUGUCUAAAUUUAGUAAAGGGUUAGCAUUUAAGCAAACCCCCAUAAUUCCUGAAUUUAGUAAAAUGCCUAGGGGAUAAGUCAUUUAAGAAACAAAGACAGAGUGAUGGCCCAUCAAUGAAAACAAUCAACCAGGGAAGCCCUGCCCUGAGUUCUGGGUAUUUACAUGGGCAUAGCCAAGAUCACUGACCAAUCAUGUUGGUUCUGCCCCCCCACCCUGAAGAAAAAUCCUGCCCUCCCCUGACAAAAAUCCUGACUUUGCCUAUGGUUGUUGUUUAGUCAUUUAGUCAUUUAGUCAUGUCUGACUCUUCGUGACCCCAUGGGCCAGAGCAUGCCAGGCACUCCUGUUUUCCACUG
Molecule: messenger RNA, 3201 nt
Organism: Podarcis muralis (Common wall lizard)
Lineage: Eukaryota; Metazoa; Chordata; Lepidosauria; Squamata; Lacertidae
Product: lysophosphatidic acid receptor 6-like
Biological process (GO): G protein-coupled receptor signaling pathway
Cellular component (GO): membrane
Molecular function (GO): oxysterol binding; G protein-coupled receptor activity
Source: RefSeq, a predicted model, not a curated record